CUGUCAUCUUGGAACAGUUUGGGCAGGUGCGGGAUUACGCAGCGUGCGUUUGCCCGAUGCUCUGGCGCCAGAUACAGUUGAUACGCUGUUGAGGGGAUUUGAGGCCAGGGAAUCAGAAUCACUGCUCGCUUUGAAAAAGUGUUACGCUGCAUCUUCUCGGAUAAAAAUCCUACAACAAGAAGAAGCACCUGAUGACUUGCGACCUGAUGGGGAAAUGAUACAGGGACCAGGUGGCGAGGGAGCACAUGAUAAUACGGCAAAACGUACUAAGGGCAUUGCCCAGGGAAAAGGCUACAAAAGUACCGCUGGAGCGCAGAGUUCGAGUAUUUUUUCUUGGGAUUCGACACUCCAAAUCGCAACUGCUGCGCCACAAGCUGGUUACAACAACAUUCAUGGUGGGAGUACUAACGAUCAUAAUGCGGAUUCGCCGUCGUCUCUUGCUGUCAGUGAGAAACAAAAUCAGGCUUCUGGCGUCGAAGAAUGCACUCUGCUUUUCGAGCUCGAGGGUUUGAAGCAGAGGUUUGAGGCGCGGAUCGCGGAGCAGGAGGGUCGCGGACGAGACGCAAACACUUGGGGAAGCUCGAAGCCUAAACGAAAACGGCGAAGCGCGCUCUAUAUAGAAGAUGAGCUAGAAGAUGGGCUACGAGAAGAUGCUUCUGAGCUUGCUGCCUCACGAAGCGGGUCACAAAGGCGAGCGACGCCGAAAGCAGUCAACGAAAGCCGAACUGCGGAAAGCGGGUCAGACUUGGUCGGCGUCAGUUCGAAAGUAGAUGCAACGUCAACUGCAUCUUCAGGCGUUGCAGGGCAACCGGGUCCACCAACAUCUUCCAAGGGCCAGUCAACGGGACGAGCAGGAAGAGGACCAGUUGUUGAAUUAAAUGCGUCAUUAAGCCUAAGCACAGGUGGCCUGAGCUGCACAGGCAAUUCAUCCGGCGGACAGAGCCUGUUUACUGGAGUCCAACAUGUCUUCGAUGAUCUCGUUCUCAACUAUCUCGCUGUUGAGCCACUGUCCCAGUACGAACGAGCUUCCAUAGGACGAACUGAGAAAGUGCUUUUUAGGACGACGACAGAUGGGACACCACAGCUCAUGACCGCGCGAGCGUUGACUAGUUUUAUGGGUAGGCAUUUGUUGUUCCUGUUGCCGUUAGUUUUGCCUUACUCGUAACUAACAGCGCAAGCGAACACCAACGCCCAACCUCUAAUGGUUGGCCAACAUGCCUGGCCGGAGCUAGCGGGCGAGACGCUACUCCUGAUAGCCUGCGGGGAUCGACGGCUUACGCUAGUACAUUGGCCGCCGGUGACAGAAGCACUACUGUAGAUUACACUGUAGCUGCGCAAGUGGAGUCUUCCUUCACACGCGUCCUUCUGGACAGGAUGAUGCAUGUGCACGGUUCAGCCGGCCCCGGGUCAAACCAAUCUACGCCGACGCAUCACGACAGCACGCCAGGAGCACGCGGACGGCGCGAGCGGGCCGAGCUUUUGCUGCCUUUAGCUUUGCGAAAUCAGUUGCCCCUCUUAACAAACUCGUGGCACGACUUCUACGCCGCACGAGAGAGUCCGAGUGUCGAUUUCCCGUCUCCAAGGCGAUGUACGGC
Amoebophrya sp. A25 is the source of this 1595-nucleotide messenger RNA. The record is from the annotation of a GenBank genome assembly. NCBI's taxonomy places the organism in Eukaryota, Dinophyceae, Syndiniales, Amoebophryaceae.